AUGUCCACGUUGGCUAAAGCAUGUGGAACCGUUCAACAUCAAAACAUCAACACCUUCAACACCAUCAACACCAUCAACACCAUCAACACCAUCAACACCAUCAACACCAUCAACACCAUCAACACCAUCAACACCAUCAACACCAUCAACACCAUCAACACCAUCAACACCAUCAACACCAUCAACACCAUCAACACCAUCAAUACCAUCAGCACCAUCAACAACAUCAACACCAUCAACACGUCAACACAUCAGUACCAGUAUCAACACAUGACCAGUCUUUCCCGCUAUUCAUAA
This is a messenger RNA of Penicillium subrubescens, 297 nucleotides long. RefSeq lists its product as uncharacterized. Lineage: Eukaryota; Fungi; Ascomycota; Eurotiomycetes; Eurotiales; Aspergillaceae. The transcript has a single exon. The record is from RefSeq and is a predicted model, not a curated record. Bases 1 to 297 code for a protein of 98 amino acids.